UUCAAAUAGUGAUACCGAUGUCAAGCUGUCAGGUAAUGACGGUGAUAAGCACAAGGCAAAAGCUCGAGAAAGACAAGCUUCCAUAUUGGAAAAAAUGAGAGCCCAGCAGUCCAAAUUUUUGGCGAGCAUUAAUUCCAGUGCAGAUGAUGAGUUGAACAUUUCUAAAUUUGGACAAGAAGUAUGUCCCCCUGAUGUUGGGCACGAUUCGGAGGAGUCUGCAAAAGUCAUUUGUUCUCUUUGCCGUGAUCCGAAUUCAAAAGAUCCUGUAUGUUUUCUGAUUCUUCUCCAGAAAUCCAGGCUUCUGAGUUUUGUUGACAAAGGUCCCCCGUCAUGGGAACAAGUUCGCCAAUCAGGGAAGGAUCCUAUUUUUAUGAGCACAGACACAAUGAAUGUGUCAUUCCAGAGAAGCACUGUCUCAAGAAGUUCGGAAAUGAUAUCAUCUUCUCAGUUAAUGCAUUUGAUUCAGAAUGCUGUAAAUGAAUUUGCUUCAAAUGGAAGUCCUAGGGAAGUCGAUGCUUUUUUGGAAUUUGUCAAGACUCGGUUCCCUUCAGUGAGGAAUAUUCAAAUUCCUUGCACAUCAAAUGAUACAAUGGAAAAAACAGCAUCUUCACUUGAGGCAAUGGAAGAGCGUAUGUACUCAUUGAUUCGAGGAGAAAUGCAUGAUACUUUAUCGUGUUCAGAUUUUGCAAAAAACAAUGAGAAAUUCUCAACAGCUGGAGGUGCUCCAACAAGUGGAGAUGCAGACUCUCUUUUUCUAGGAAAAUACAUCGCUGCUCUUUCAAAAGAGAUGCUGGAUAAUCCUUCGGCAUCAGAAAGUGCUCAUGCUCGUGGUGAUAAGGCACAGUUGGAAUCCACCGUUCCUCUCCCAGCAUAUGAUGGGUUCCGGCCCCCAGAUUGUGAUGGAAUAUAUGUUUCUUCCUGUGGACAUGCUGUGCAUCAGGGAUGUCUGGAUCGAUAUUUAUUAUCACUGAAGGAAAGAUUUUCUAGAAGAAUUGUAUUUGAAGGAGGGCAUAUUGUUGAUCCAGAUCAGGGGGAGUUCCUCUGCCCUGUGUGUCGUGGCUUUGCAAAUUGUGUGUUACCUGCAUUGCCUGGAGAUUCUAAAAGGGGUUGUAAGCUGCCAAUUUCAACUGUGGGUCCAUCUGAUGCUGCAGGCUCAUUAACUUCAUCAAACAGAAUUGUUGGUUCUCUGCAUCUUCAACAAGCCUUGUCUCUCUUGCAAUGUGCAGCUGAUGUAGCGGGAAGGAAAGAGAUUCUUAAAGCUCUUCCUAUGCAACGAAAUGGAAGGAUUAGGCCACAUUUAGAAUAUGUAUUUCGUAUACUUCACGGGAUGUAUUUCCCAGGCAAGGAUAAGAUUCCAGGAUCUGGUAGGCUGAACUGCUCGCUGAUUUUGUGGGACACACUCAAGUACUCACUCAUAUCAAUGGAAAUUGCUGCUCGCUCUGGAAGAAUUUCUUUGACUCCAUAUAAUGCCAUUGGUACCUUAUAUAAAGAACUCAACUCUUCUAGUGGGUUCAUAUUAUCCUUGUGGCUAAAAGUUGUCCAAAGCAUGCGAUCUAAAACCUCUCUUAGUCUCAUUUUAAGAUUAAGAAGCAUUCAGCUCUUUGUAGAGUCUAUAUGCUUUGGUGUUUCUCAAACAUGCAAAGCAAGAGGCAAUAUGCUAUGCAUCUUGGCUAACACUGAAGUGGAAGUACAAUAUCCUGACAUUCAAUUUUGGAGACGGGCUUCUGGACCUGUCCUUGCACAUGAUGCUUUUUCCUCAUUGAUGUGGAUACUAUUCUGUCUUCCAUGCCCAUUUUUGUCAUGCGAGGAAACUUUCAUAUCUCUUGUGCAUAUUUUCUACGUUGUUUCCAUUACUCAGGCUAUAAUAACAUAUUUCCAAAAGCAUCAAGGAAAUAUAACUGAAAUGGGAUAUCAUGAUUGCCUAAUAACUGACAUCUGGAGAAAUAUGGGAGAAUACAGAGUUGCUCAAAUGUAUUUCGAUUCCAACUAUAUCGAUCCUUCUGGUGAUAUCAAGGAUAUCAUACGUCAGCUUAGCCUUCCUUACUUGCGAAGAUGUGCAUUGCUGUGGAAAUUAAUAAAUUCUUCCACUUCAGCACCAUUUAGUGGUGGGUCUCAUGUGUCAGAUAUUUCAUCUCAUGCUACUCUUGAAAGGAUGGAGUUUGCUGUUGGCAUUCUGGAAGAGCUUGCUGAGGUUGAGGAACUGGAAAAGAUGUUUGAGAUUCCUCCACUUGAUAUUGUUCUCAAUGAUGAAUUACUACGUUCUUUAGUUGUCAAGUGGUUAAAUCAUUUUUCAAAAGAGUUUGAAGGUGGUAAACUUCAACGUGUAUUGCACUCCACGCCAGCGGUUCCAUUUAAGUUGAUGCUGUUGCCUCAUCUUUACCAGGACCUUUUGCAGAGGUAUAUAAAACAGCAUUGCUCUAACUGUGGUGUUGUCCUGGAGGAGCCCGCAUUAUGCCUGUUAUGUGGUAAACUUUGUUCUCCAAGCUGGAAGACAUGCUGCAGGGAAAGCAGUUGUCAAACUCAUGCUAUGGCUUGUGGUGCUGGUACUGGAGUAUUCCUGUUGAUUAGAAAAACCACAAUAUUGCUUCAAAGAUCUGCACGUCAGGCACCUUGGCCAUCCCCAUACUUGGAUGCAUUUGGUGAAGAGGAUAUUGAAAUGAAUCGGGGAAAGCCAUUGUAUUUGAAUGAGGAACGUUAUGCAUCUCUCAAUCAUAUGGUGGCUUCUCAUGGCCUUGAUCGAAGUUCUAAGGUGCUUCGCCAAACGACUAUUGGUUCUUUUUUCAUGCUUUAGCUUGAUGUUAUGUUAAAAAGCAUUGUACUGCAGGUAACAAAAGACAUUUUGUUAAGAUUUUGAUAUCAAAGUGAUAGUAAACUGAUCUCCAAAUGCCAAGAUUGUGUAAUUGUCUACAUUUCAAAAUUUUGGUUCUGCACAAAGGAUGCUGGUUGUUGUUGCCUUCUGUUGGUGUCUAAUGUACAGUUCAUACAGAUAAUCGGGAUUUGAUCUCCAGCAAGUGGUGGAUUUGUUGAAGGUCAACUAGAUCCUCCUCGCCAGAGCCUCCAGAAUGUACAGCAUUUUUUUUUUUUUUGGGUGCAUAAAGAGGCCUGACGUUUCUCAUAAUCCAUCCAUUACAGUAGGUUGCAAAAUGUGAAUAUUUUUCUAUUUAUGUCAGUAUUUGUGGCUCUUUUUUUUAAAGCAUAUAAACAUUUUGAAUCAUUUUCAACAUUUUUG
Messenger RNA from Ilex paraguariensis (yerba mate), 3229 nucleotides. The record is from the annotation of a GenBank genome assembly. Lineage: Eukaryota; Viridiplantae; Streptophyta; Magnoliopsida; Aquifoliales; Aquifoliaceae.